AUGGAGGAGGAGGUCUAUGCGAAUGUGAGCAGUUUAGAACUGGAUGGGAUUCAGGAUACCGGCACUAAAAGAACAACACCAGACCAGCAGCCAGAUGAUAGAGCAGGAGGCAGAGGCUCCAGACUGGCUGCAGUGUGUUUGGGGCUGCUGUGUGUUCUUCUGCUGAUCACCAUCAUUGUGAUCUGUGUGCGCAACAUUAAAGAAAAAGAAGCUAAGGACCAAACCAUCUCCUCUCUGAGUGACAACUUUACUGCAGAGAGAGAGACCCUCUUAUCCAGCAUCACAACCCUGACUGAAGAAAGGGAUCAGCUAAAGAACAGCUACAAUGACCUGAGUGAAGAAAAAGAUCAGCUAAAGAAGAGAAACAAGGACCUGACUGAAGAAAAAGAUCAGCUAAAGAAGAGAAACAAGAACCUGACUAAAGAAAGAGAUCAGCUAAAGAACAGCAACAAGGACCUGACUGAAGAAAGAGAACAGCUAAAGAUCAGCAACAAGGACCUGACUGAAGAAAGAGAACAGCUAAAGAUCAGCAACAAGGACCUGACUGAAGAAAGAGAUCAGCUAAAGAUCAGCAACAAGGACCUGACUGAAGAAAGGGAUCAGCUAAAGAACAGCAACAAGGACCUGACUGAAAUAAGUCGUAAACUCCAGAAUAUAGAUCCUGAUUUAGUUAAAUGGUUGGACGGUUACGUCACCAAGUACACAGCUGUUCCAAUUACACAACAACCGUCCCGCUUCCUCCCGUUCUCGGAAGUCCGCACUCGCGAUCCGAACUUCUCAAGUCCGUUCUUGACAAAGAAGCUGCAUCCAGAUGGGUGGAAGAAGUUUGGAAGCAGUUAUUACUACAUCUCUUCUGAGAAGAAGAACUGGAAUGUUGCCAGGCAGGACUGCAAAAACAGAGGAGCAGAUCUGGUGAUCAUAAACAGCAGAGAAGAACAGGAGUUCAUUAAGAAGCAAAACAAAUACAUCUGGAUUGGUCUGACUGAUGCAGAGAAAGAAGGAGAGUGGAAGUGGGUGGACGGAUCUCCACUGACCACUAAGUGA
Messenger RNA from Astyanax mexicanus (Mexican tetra), 1044 nucleotides. Its product is annotated as C-type lectin domain family 4 member F-like. The coding region runs from base 1 to 1044 and encodes 347 amino acids. NCBI's taxonomy places the organism in Eukaryota, Metazoa, Chordata, Actinopteri, Characiformes, Acestrorhamphidae. The transcript has 6 exons. The record is from RefSeq and is a predicted model, not a curated record.